Messenger RNA from Ananas comosus (pineapple), 631 nucleotides. RefSeq lists its product as uncharacterized. NCBI's taxonomy places the organism in Eukaryota, Viridiplantae, Streptophyta, Magnoliopsida, Poales, Bromeliaceae. The record is from RefSeq and is a predicted model, not a curated record. The transcript has 2 exons. The coding region runs from base 98 to 439 and encodes 113 amino acids.
UAUCCACAAAACCUUCACAGUUUAACAAAGCUACAAAGCCCAAAACUCCAACAUAUACAAAAUAUAUAUAGUUCCCCAUACAGUUAAAGAGAUAACUAUGGAGGCCAUAUGCUGUCCCUCCUCAUCUGCUCCUCUGAGAAGCCAGAAUAUCCAGAAGCUAAGAUCAAAUCUACCACAGCUUUUCCCCAAGAAAGGAGCCAAGCUAACACAUACUUUAGCUUCUUAUCCUCGUCUACGAGCUGCGGCUCUCGGCGACGGUCUUAUCCUCGCGGCCACCAACUCUCCGGCCGCGGGGGGCGACGUCUCGGUGUUGAUCCCAAUCAGUGUAGUGUUGUUACUGGUCUAUUGGAUCGCCAAUUUCGUGGUGCCAGAAAUGAUAAUGAAGGACCUGCAACAAGGAACAGCAGAAGGGGACGAAGCUGAAUCUGCAAACAAGUAAAAGCUGAAGAAAAGAUGAAAUUUUUAGCAAAAACCAACGAGAAAUGUUAUGAACAGAGGAAACAAAAGGCCUACAAAUGGAUGACCCCUUUUUUUUUCAUUAAAUGCAAUAAUAAUCACUCUUGUGGCAAUGAUAAUUUUUUUUUAUGAAGAUAUUCAGUGACAUGAAAAAGCAAAUUAUGGCCUCAUUCAA